Messenger RNA from Anthonomus grandis grandis, 2696 nucleotides. RefSeq lists its product as uncharacterized. The coding region runs from base 217 to 2505 and encodes 762 amino acids. The transcript has 3 exons. Lineage: Eukaryota; Metazoa; Arthropoda; Insecta; Coleoptera; Curculionidae. The record is from RefSeq and is a predicted model, not a curated record.
CAGUACCCCGUACCCGACGUGCUUUACAUUCAUAAAUACCACAUCAGUUUUUAUCAAAAUAUCCCCCAAAAAGAAAAACAAACAAUCGCAUUUACUGGGAUCAUCGCCACAGUACAGUCAGUGCCCCUGAUGACGAAACCAGUUUAAAUGCGCCGGUGGUUCCGUUAGUACUGUAAGCUUGUGCGUGUAAAUUCUUCAUUUUGAACAAAUUUUAUAAUGAAAUACUACUCAUGGUCAAUAAUUUUAAUACUUUUGGUGAGUUUGGAGCUUACCUUGGGACGACCCGAAAAUGGAAAUGCCAUUGAAACAAAAGGUGUAGAAUUGCCCCAGGCCACAGAAUCUACAAUAUUGCCUCUUGAGAUAUCUACAAUAGUUAGUGCUCCUGUUAAAGGGCCUUCUCAGGUCCAAGGAGGCUCAGAUGUAAACUCUCUUCCCAAUCAGAACAUUUCUGAAGAGUUAAAGAAAAAUUCUACUUUGAACCCGCCUGACGGGGUUUCCAAGAACUUCAGCAAUGAUCAUAAGACUUCUUAUGAGGGUUCUAUGUCUAAUGGAGGACCCAAUCAGAUUGUACCAGCUUCUCCAGCAGGUCAGGAUUUACUAGAUCCACCUUUGGAAGAAGAUGCCAAGAAGUCCAUCAGUGAGUCUAAAUUGCCUGGUUCCAAGUCAAAUCAAGAUCCUGGAUCUGCCACCUCUGUAAAGUCUCCUCUAGAUGUUCCCUUUGAAGACAAGUUUCAAGAAGUUUCCAAACCCUCCUUCAGUGAUUCUCCUUUAGCUUAUAAGCCUUUAAGACCGUCCUAUGCUAGUUCAAUGUCUAAUGGGGUGCCCAAUCAGAUUGUACCUGCUAGAGUGGACGCUCCUCAGGAUGUUCCUGUUAAAAAAGAUUUCAAGCCUUUAGUCCCUGGAACUGCUGCAAUAGAUUCUGCACAACCACCUGCAAAGUCACCACUGGAUAUUCCCUUUGAAGAAAAGUUUCAAGAAGUUGCCAAGCCUGCCUUCAGUGAUUCUCCUUUAGCGUAUAAGCCCUUAAGACCUUCCUAUGCUGGUUCUAUGUCUAAUGGAGUGCCCAAUCAGAUUAUACCUGCUAGAGUGGACGCUCCUCAGGAUGUUCCUGUUAAAAAAGAUUUCAAGCCUUCAGUCCCUGGAGCUCCCGCAGUAGAUUCUGCACAACUACCUGCAAAGUCUCCUUUGGAUAUUCCCUUUGAAGAAAAAUUUCAAGAAGUUUCCAAGCCUUCCUUCAGUGAUUCUCCUUUGGCUUAUAAGCCCUUAAGACCGUCCUAUGCUGGUUCUAUGUCUAAUGGGGUGCCCAAUCAGAUUGCACCUGCUAAAGUAGACUCUCCUCAGGAUCUUCCUGCAGUGAAUUCUCCUCAGGAUAUUCCUGUUAAAGAAGAUUUUAAGCCUUUAGUCCCUGGAGCUCCCGCAGUAGAUUCUGCACAACCACCUACAAAGUCUCCUCUGGAUAUUCCCUUUGAAGAAAAGUUUCAAGAAUUUGCCAAGCCUGCCUUCAGUGAUUCUCCUUUGGCUUAUAAGCCUUUAAGACCGUCCUAUGCUGGUUCAAUGUCUAAUGGAGUGCCCAAUCAGAUUGUACCUGCUAGAGUGGACACUCCUCAGGAUGUUCCCGUUAAAGAAGAUUUCAAGCCUUUAGUCCCUGGAGCUCCCGCAGUAGAUUCUGCACAACCACCUACAAAGUCACCACUGGAUAUUCCCUUUGACGAGAAGUUUGAAGAAGUUGCCAAGCCUUCCUUCAGUGAUUCUCCUUUGGCUUAUAAGCCUUUAAGACCUUCCUAUGCUGGUUCUAUGUCUAAUGGAGUGCCCAAUCAGAUUGUACCUGCUCGAGUGGAUGCUCCUCAGGAUGUUCCUGCAUUAAACUCUUCUCAGGAUGUUCUUGUUAAAGAAGAUUUCAAGCCUUCAGUCCCUGGAACUCCUGCACAACCAUCUACAAAGUCUUCUCUAAAUAUUCCCUUUGAAGAGAAGUUUGAAGAAGUUGCCAAGCCUGCCUUCAGUGAUUCUCCUUUGGCUUAUAAGCCCUUAAGACCUUCUUAUGCUGGUUCCAUGUCAAGUGGGGUUCUCCAUCAGAUUGUACUAUUAAACUCCGACAAUUGUAGUUUUCCUAAUAGCAGAAUCAAUAGAAAAACUUCAUCUAAGUUGCAUCGCAAUCAAUUCGGGGAAUCUUCCAAAGAUGCUUUAAACAGGACUUCAAAUGUGGAAGAAUCUGGAAAACCUUAUGAGAUUAUUAAAGAGAGGACCACCUUUAACAUUGAAAACAUUCGGGAAUCUAAGAAGUUUCUGGACCCUUCGGCAGGUCCUCGGAGCUCCAGGAAAUCAGAAGAAGAAAUCGAUGAGUCGAUACCAGGAAUGAAGAAGUUCCGGGAUGUUCUUAAAGAAGUUUAUAACAGUGUACCCAUCAGAAGGUACUUGGAACGUAGGCGCCAAGUAGCUAAGAAGCCUCUACAGUACCCUGGAGAAUAUUCGUUGAAACAUCUACAGCCCGGAUGGUACAGCUUCUGAGAAAAACGCAGUUUAACUUAAUAUGAGGUUUAAUAAAAUAUUGAAGUAAUGGUUCUACUUUUUCUUGACAUCGUUUACUUUAGGUCAAAGUGGUACUGCUAAGUUUUCCUAGAAAAAAGAGGGUUUAAUGUAAUGAAACCUUGGCCUUAUGCAAAAUAAUUUAUUACAAUAUUAAAAUUACGAAAAAAUCA